AUGUCUAAGAAGAUGAAAGGGGUUUCUUUGGAUUCAACGCCAUCUUAUGACGGUGGUGUUUAUGAGGAUACUAAGGCCAGGUUAAAGCAUCAGAGCCUCUUGCAAGACUAUCAGGAGCUACAAAAGGAAAACCAUGGGAUGAGAAACAACUUGCAGACUGCAAAACAGAGGAAGCAGAUACUGGCAGCUGAAGUUCGGUUUUUGCGAAAGAGGCACAAAUAUCUUCUCGAAUCAAAGUGUUUGAAUUCGCUACAAGAACAGCAACUUGUACCACCACCACCACCAUAUGCAGUAAACCAUUCUACAAAGAAAAAGAAGGAUCAAAUGUUCAGCAGAAAAGAUGCCUCUCUGAAUAAAAUUCCACAAGUUCCAGACUCCCUAUCCAAGAGGAAACAUAUUGGAAAAGAAGCCGCUGCUCGUACUGCAUUACCAGUUAUUAAUAUUGAGCGUAAGCAAAAGUUGCGUGGUAAAAAGGAAGAUUCUCAACGUGCUUCAACUCCAAAUUCUGAUAUGAACAGAGGAAGGACAAAUAUUAGGAAAGAACCUGUAAUGCGAAACACGCCACUGGUCUUUAAUUUGAAUGAGAAGGAAAGAGUGUGGGGUGCCAAUGAUACUGGUCCGAGGAACUCAGUUGCAGCUUUUGAUUUGAACCGUUAUAGUAGUGGGAAAGAAGCUCGUUUGCCAAGCCGAGCUCCAAUCUUCGACUUGAAUGAAAUUUCGACAGGGGAUGAGGAUUUUCAGAGUAAUUAUGAACUCUUGAAGCUAGAUGAUGCAAGAAAAGGUUUAGUUAGAGAUUUACACGAUGAACAGCAUAAUGACCUUAAAUUGUCGGUGUGUAGAAAUGCUGGCAAAGGUACUACCCGGGUUGGGAAGCGGAAAAUUUCAUGGCAGGACCCAGUUGCAUUGAGAGUUUGA
Fraxinus pennsylvanica is the source of this 915-nucleotide messenger RNA. NCBI's taxonomy places the organism in Eukaryota, Viridiplantae, Streptophyta, Magnoliopsida, Lamiales, Oleaceae. The record is from the annotation of a GenBank genome assembly.